This is a messenger RNA of Rhopalosiphum padi (bird cherry-oat aphid), 1026 nucleotides long. It is a transcript of the gene RpS2, whose product is annotated as small ribosomal subunit protein uS5. Bases 170 to 967 code for a protein of 265 amino acids. Gene Ontology annotation, molecular function: RNA binding; structural constituent of ribosome. Lineage: Eukaryota; Metazoa; Arthropoda; Insecta; Hemiptera; Aphididae. Gene Ontology annotation, cellular component: cytosolic small ribosomal subunit; ribosome. Gene Ontology annotation, biological process: translation. The transcript has 6 exons. The record is from RefSeq and is a predicted model, not a curated record.
CGACAACAUAACCAACAAUCUGUCGUAUGUUCAUACCGUCUCUUCGAGUUUUCCGUCUUUUAUCUGAAAACGGGAUUCACACUUAGAGUUCCAGUUCGACACGUUUCCCUGUUUCGUGCUCGUUUACUUACUUUUUGUUUUCUCCGACGGCGUUUAACCAAAGCUAAAUAUGGCAGAGACUCGCGGUAAUUUCCGCGGUGGAUUCGGCAGAGGAGGUUCCCGUGGUAGAGGACGCGGACGUGGUCGUGGCCGUGGUAGAGGCAAGGAAGCCGAAAAGGAAUGGGUGCCAGUCACCAAGCUCGGCCGUCUGGUCAAGGAUGGCAAAAUCUCUUCGUUGGAAGAGAUCUAUUUGUUUUCGUUGCCGAUCAAGGAAUUUGAAAUCAUUGACUUCUUCAUUGGUUCUUCACUCAACGAUGAAGUAUUGAAAAUCAUGCCUGUCCAGAAACAAACACGUGCUGGUCAACGUACCAGGUUUAAGGCUUUUGUUGCUAUUGGUGACUCCAACGGACACAUUGGAUUGGGUGUCAAGUGCUCUAAAGAAGUAGCAACAGCCAUUCGAGGUGCUAUAAUUUUAGCCAAAUUGUCUGUAGUUCCUGUAAGACGGGGCUACUGGGGAAACAAAAUUGGAAAACCACAUACAGUCCCCUGCAAAGUCACAGGAAAGUGUGGAUCAGUCGCUGUGCGUUUGAUCCCAGCUCCGAGAGGAACUGGAAUCGUCAGUGCUCCCGUUCCCAAAAAACUGUUGACAAUGGCUGGAAUUGAAGAUUGUUACACAUCUGCCCGUGGUUCCACUGGUACUCUCGGCAAUUUCGCCAAGGCUACAUAUGCUGCUAUUGCUAAGACAUACGCUUAUUUGACACCUGAUUUAUGGAAAGACGUACCACUCAAGAAGACCCCAUAUUCCGAGUUCGCUGACCAUCUUUCCAAAUGUCACAAAGUCGCCCAAAACGUCAGGGGAGAAGUUUAAUUUUAUGUUAAUGACGUGAUUUACAUUGUUUUGUAUCAAAUAAAAUGAUGGAAAACCUA